Messenger RNA from Oldenlandia corymbosa var. corymbosa, 1332 nucleotides. The record is from the annotation of a GenBank genome assembly. Lineage: Eukaryota; Viridiplantae; Streptophyta; Magnoliopsida; Gentianales; Rubiaceae.
AAAACAUUUAUCCAAACUCUCGAGAUAUCAACCCUAUAUUCGCAUUUCUUUCAUCAAUCUUCUCUCAGUUUGUGAGUUUUUUUUUUUUUUUUUUUCCACAACAAAACUAAAAUGGUUUUCACUCCAAGACCAACAGCUUUGCAGCCCCCAACCUACGGGAAGUCCGUCACCGUUUUGAGCAUUGAUGGUGGAGGCAUUAGAGGAAUCAUCCCUGGAGUCAUCCUAGGGUUUUUAGAGUCUGAACUUCAGAAAUUGGAUGGUCAAGACGCACGACUUGCCGACUACUUCGAUGUCAUCUCCGGUACAAGUACCGGCGGUUUAGUCACCGCCAUGCUUUCUGCUCCAAACAAUGACAACCGACCCCUCUUUUCUGCUAAAGAUAUCAAGGAUUUCUACCUUGAACAUUGUCCCAAGAUCUUCCCACAAGAAAGUUAUCAUUAUCUACCCGGAUCUGCUGAAAAAAUAGUGAAAGCCGUCACCGGACCUAAAUACGAUGGCAAAUAUCUCCAUAACCUUCUUCACGAAAAGCUUGGUGAUACUAAGUUGCAUCAAACUUUAACCAACGUUGUCAUCCCAACUUUUGACAUCAAAUUACUUCAGCCUACAAUCUUUUCAAGCUAUGCGGUUAAGGAUCAUCCAAGUCUAGAUGCAAACCUAAGAGACAUAUGCAUUGGAACCUCAGCAGCUCCGACUUAUCUUCCGGCCCAUUACUUCGAAACCCAUGAUUCCGAUGGCAGCUCUCGCCAAUUUAAUCUCGUCGACGGUGGUGUCGCUGCCAAUAAUCCGGCUUUAGUGGCUAUCAACCAAGUGACCAAGGAAGUAACCGGAGGAAGUGCCGAUUUCUCUUCAAAAAUGCAUCCGUUAGAAUACAGCCGGUUCAUAGUUUUGUCCUUGGGAACGGGUACCGCCAAAGAAGAAGGGAAAUACGAUGCAAAUCAAGCAGCCAAAUGGGGAAUUUUGGGUUGGUUGACCAAUGGCGGUUCGACUCCAUUGAUUGAUGUAUUCAGUCAAGCGAGUAGCGAUAUGGUGGAUUUUCACCUUUCCACUAUUUUCCAAGCUCUUCAAUCAGAACAUAAUUAUCUUAGAAUCCAGGAUGACACUUUGACUGGGGAUUUAUCGUCAGUAGAUAUUGCUACAAAGGAAAAUCUUGCAAGCCUUGUUGAAGUUGGGGAGAAAUUGUUGAAGAAACCAGUUAGUAGUGUUAACUUGCAAACUGGUGUUUUCCAACUGUUGAAUAAGGGAACUAAUGAGGAGGCCCUCAUAAGGUUGGCAAAAACGUUAUCGAAUGAGAAGCGGCUUCGUGAUAUUAAGUCCCCACACGUGCAAAAUUAG